This is a messenger RNA of Salvia miltiorrhiza (redroot sage), 3711 nucleotides long. Its product is annotated as probable alpha,alpha-trehalose-phosphate synthase [UDP-forming] 7. Gene Ontology annotation, cellular component: cytosol. The record is from RefSeq and is a predicted model, not a curated record. The transcript has 4 exons. Bases 428 to 3025 code for a protein of 865 amino acids. Gene Ontology annotation, biological process: trehalose biosynthetic process. Gene Ontology annotation, molecular function: catalytic activity. Lineage: Eukaryota; Viridiplantae; Streptophyta; Magnoliopsida; Lamiales; Lamiaceae.
AAUUCAGCUAAUAAAAAUUUAAUUAUAUAUUCUCUUGAAUAUUCAUAUCCAUGACUUCCCGUAGGCGAUCGUCGAUUCAUUUUAUAUACCCAAACCAAAAAUUAAGUGUAUCGAACCCAAUAUUAUUAUAUUUGUUUUUGGGUUGGGUUUGUUUGCGUCAAACCCUAGAAUCCCAUUCUCAAUUCUUGGCUGCAGUUUGACUCUUCUUCUCCAAGGACACAUAAUUCUUGCUCAAUUUCAAUUGCAGAGGUCAGCUACAAACCCCAAUUUCUUGUUCCUGUAUGCUUGCUGGCUCAGAUUACAAUUUAUCUGAAGGUAACUGGAAACAGACUUGAGAGAGUGUGUGUGAUUUCAGUUUUGGAGUCGUGAGAUUUGAGGAGAAAGAUUUUCUAUACCUCUCGAGUGGAAUAAUUAAAAAUUUGCCAAGAUGAUGUCAAGAUCUUAUACAAAUCUUUUGGAUUUAGCAUCUGGGAAUUUCCCAGUAAUGGGUAGGGAGAAGGAGCGGAAGCGUUUCCCCAGAGUAAUGACAGUCCCGGGGAAUAUAGCCGAGCUCGACGAUGAGCAAGCUAAUAGUGUUACAUCUGAAAAUCCAUCUUCAGUGGCUGGUGAUCGAAUGAUCAUAGUAUCAAACAUUCUGCCUUUAAGAGCAAAGCGUAGGCCAGAUAAUAAGGGUUGGAGUUUUAGUUGGAAUGAGGAUUCUUUGCUUUUGCGGGUUAAGGAUGGCUUGCCAGAGGACAUGGAAGUACUGUAUGUUGGUUCAUUGCCUGUUGAUGUUGAUCCGAUCGAACAGGAUGAUGUAGCCAAUCAUAUCCUGGAGAAAUUUAAAUGCGUUCCUGCGUUUCUGCCACCUAGUCUUUUGGCCAAUUACUAUCAUGGUUUUUGCAAGAAGCAGUUGUGGCCGCUUUUCCAUUACAUGCUGCCAUUUUCAGCUGAUCACGGAGGUAGAUUUGAUCGGUCCCAGUGGGAAGCAUAUGUCUCUGCCAAUAAAAUGUUCUCCCAGAAAGUGAUUGAGAUACUUAAUCCUGAAGAUGAUUUUGUUUGGAUACAUGAUUAUCACUUGAUGGUUCUGCCGACAUUUUUGAGGAGGCGUUUUGUCCGCUUAAGAAUGGGUUUUUUCCUUCACAGUCCCUUCCCAUCUUCGGAGAUAUACAGAUCACUUCCUGUUAGAGAAGAAAUCCUCAAGGCCCUACUCAACUCUGACCUUAUUGGUUUUCAUACCUUUGAUUAUGCUCGUCAUUUUCUGUCUUGUUGCAGUCGAAUGUUGGGCAUAGAGUAUCAGUCAAAGAGAGGAUACAUAGGGUUGGAUUACUAUGGAAGGACGAUUGGAAUAAAGAUUAUGACAGUUGGGAUACAUAUGGGCCAUCUCGAGACAGUACUUAGACAAGCAGAUAGAGAACUAAAGGUUGAGGAGCUAAAGCGGCAGUUUGAAGGUAAGACCGUGCUGCUUGGAGUUGAUGAUAUGGAUGUAUUCAAAGGUAUCAACUUGAAACUUUUGGCUUUUGAGCACAUGCUCAAGGAGCAUCCAAAUUGGCAAGGAAGGGCUGUGUUGGUGCAGAUUGCAAAUCCUGCUAGGGCAAAAGGGAUACAUUUGGAUGAAAUACAGUCUGAAAUAGAGGAGAGUUGCAAUAGAAUUUCUAAGGAGUUUGGUAGACCUGGAUAUGAACCUAUCAUUUUUAUUCACCGUUCUUUAUCAAUCAGUGAAAGAAUGGCUUAUUACAGCAUUGCCGAAUGUGUUGUGGUGACAGCAGUGAGGGAUGGGAUGAACCUGAUUCCAUAUGAAUAUAUUAUUUCUAGACAAGGCAUCACUGGUGCAGAGUCAAAUUUGAGUGGACCUAAGAAGAGCAUGCUAGUGGUAUCUGAGUUUAUUGGAUGCUCUCCUUCCCUAAGUGGUGCAAUUCGUGUCAAUCCAUGGAAUGUUGAAUCAACGGCGGAGGCAAUGAAUGAGUCUAUAUCAAUGUCAGAAUCAGAAAAGGAGUUGCGACAUGAGAAGCACUACCGAUAUGUAAGCACUCAUGAUGUAGCUUUCUGGUCUAGAAGCUUCUUACAAGAUAUGGAAAGAACAUGCACCGAUCACUUCCGGAAAAGAUGCUGGGGUAUUGGUCUUGGUUUUGGGUUUCGAGUGGUGGCAUUGGAUCCUAAUUUUAGAAAACUUUCUAUUGAUGAUAUUGUGGCUGCUUAUUCUAGGGCCAAAAGCAGGGCUAUACUGUUGGAUUAUGAUGGCACAUUGAUGCCUCAAAAUUUGAUUAUAAAGACUCCAAGCGCUCAGAUACUCUCUCUUUUGAACAGUCUGUGUGCAGAUCCCAAGAAUGUAGUUUUUAUGGUGAGUGGAAGAGAUAGGAAGAGCUUAAGCCAGUGGUUUCUUCCUUGCAAUAAGCUUGGACUUGCUGCAGAACACGGCUACUUUUUAAGGUGGCCGCAACAUGAAGAAUGGGAAACAUAUGGUCAGGGUUCCGAUUUUGGUUGGAUGCGGAUGGCUGAACCUGUUAUGAAAUCAUAUACAGAAGCUACAGAUGGUUCUGGAAUUGAGAGGAAGGAAAGUGCCUUAGUUUGGCAUUAUCAGGAUGCAGACCCUGGAUUCGGUUAUUCUCAAGCAAAGGAAAUGUUGGAUCAUUUGGAGAGUGUCUUGGCAAAUGAACCUGUUGCUGUCAAGAGCGGACAGUUUAUAGUAGAAAUCAAACCUCAGGGUGUUAGCAAAGGUGUAGUUGCAGAAAAGAUUUUCACAUCAAUGACAGAGAAAGGGGAACAGGCUGAUUUUGUACUAUGCAUUGGUGAUGACAGAUCUGACGAGGAUAUGUUUGAACUAAUUGGUACUGCUGUGUCUAGAAAUAUACUUUCAUACAAUACCAAAGUAUUUGCCUGCACUGUCGGUCAAAAACCAAGCAAAGCCAAGUAUUAUCUGGAUGACUCCACUGAAGUGGUAGCAAUGCUCGAGUCUCUUGCUGAGGCUACUUCUCCAGCAUCAUCCGAUGAUGAAGUUCAUGUAUCUCCAAGAAGAUUUAGUCGCCUUGUUUCUUUUGAUGAUUAGCCUUACCUAUUUCUCUGAACGGUGAGCAAUCUGAGUUCGGCCAAUGGUAUCUGCUUAUGGAUGUUAGGGUUUAGUCAAUAGUAAAUGGAAAUGGUGUAAUUUUCUUCUUUCUUUCCUCAAGUCUCAUUCUUGUCUCAUAAUUUCUCAUUAGGCCUUCUGUUGGGUGAAGUUUAUCGAACUUGUUAGCUGCAAUUCUUUAGGGGGGGGGGGGGAUGUAGGAAAAAAUGGAGGUUUGGUACAAGGUUAGUGACUCAUUCUAUACACGGGAUAGAUGCAUCAUCUCAACAGCUCCGAUGACACGCGUUGGUUAUGUUCUUGGAUCAUACUUGCUUGGUGACACAGCUCCGAUGACAGAAAAGGAGCACAAUAUCCAGAAGAGUCUGGGAACUGGAUAAUCUGAGCUAUCGUGUUCUUGAAAUUCUGUUUGGAGUUGUUGAUGCUCGAAUGAUCCCCGUUGAGCUACUGCUUACGCGAGUAAGAGUCUGCGACCUCGAACUCUUUGGUAAGACCCCCCUGUACAGGUUGAUUGGUGUGAGGCUGCUGUUUUCAUUUGUGCAUGGUGCUUUAGGGGCAGACCCAAUCAAAAUGAUGUGAAUAAUUCUUUUGACUGAUGGAAUGUGACUUGUCAUAAAUUCUUUUGACGUUUGAUUCUAUUCUAUUUUAUUCCAGAUUUCAUUGUUACAUCA